This is a messenger RNA of Pieris macdunnoughi, 579 nucleotides long. The record is from the annotation of a GenBank genome assembly. Lineage: Eukaryota; Metazoa; Arthropoda; Insecta; Lepidoptera; Pieridae.
AUGGCAGACGUAUCUGACGAAAACCUUCAAAAAGAAAUUCUAAAGAUUCUUGAAAAGGCAAACUUAGCAAAAACUUCAACCAAGAAAGUGAGACAGAAGUUGGAGGAGGUAUUUGAUACUGACCUGACUGAUAAGAAAGAGUUGAUCGACCAAUAUGUUAUGGACUAUGUCAAUAAAAUGGAAUCUGAGAAUUCAGAUAGUGCUGAAGAAGAAUCUGAUGAAAAGAAAAAGCCUGAACCCAAGAAAAGAAAGAAGAGGAAGGGAUCAGAUUCAGACAGUGAUUGGGUGAAGAAAAAACCUAAAAAGCAGGCAGCAGCAGGGGCCGGACGUGGCAAAGGCAGCGGUUACACUCGGGCAUACAAACUAUCCCCAGCCUUAGCUGAAUUAAUGGGACAGGAAGAGAUGCCACGACACGAAGUGGUGAAACGUGUUUGGACCAUCAUCAAAGAGAAAAACUUAUAUGACCAGUCUAACAAACAAUAUGCCAUAUGCGACGAGGCCCUCUACAAGGUUAUAGGCACUAAGCGAUUCCGAACGUUCGGUAUGAUGAAAUAUUUGAAAACUCAUUUCUUAGAUUAA